ACAUACAAAGUCUUAAUUGAUAACAAAGAGGAGUUAUCCGGUACAUUGGAGGAGGAUUUUGAACUUCUUCCACCCAAGGAAAUCAAAGAUCCGAAUGCAAAAAAACCCGAAGAUUGGGUUGAUUUGGUCGAAAUUCCUGAUACCGAUGACGUCAAACCUGCCGAUUGGAUAGAUGGCCCGGCCACCAUACCUGACCCCGAAGCAAAGAAACCGGAUAGCUGGGAUG
Acaulospora colombiana is the source of this 226-nucleotide messenger RNA. The record is from the annotation of a GenBank genome assembly. Lineage: Eukaryota; Fungi; Glomeromycota; Glomeromycetes; Diversisporales; Acaulosporaceae.